CGAAAAUGAUUCUUCAUCAUAUAAUAAUACACAUUCUUCAUUAUAUGUGUAGUGGGUACCAAAUUCAGAAAUAGCUAAAUCAGUAGCAAAAUCCCGCCAUAUUGUUGAAAUUUCGAAACUACUUUCUAACUAACUAUUUCACUCACUCUGUCACUCUCCCCGCUCAAUCCAAGAAGAAGCAAUGCAGCAUCACCACCACCACCUCCCAAUGUUCAUCUCCCUAACCCUCUCCCUCCUCCUCCUCCUCCUCCUCCCAACCACCGCCUCUCUCGGCGUCACCUACUCCAACAACCGCCAACAACCCCCACCUCCAGACCACAUCACCACCGCACUCCAAACCCUCAAACUCACCUCCAUCCGCCUCGAAGAACCUGACCCAUCCAUCAUGCGCUCCCUCCUCUACUCCAACAUCUCCAUCUUCCUCACCGUCCCCAACUACAUCGUCACCUCCUUCGCCAACAACCGCUCCACCGCACGCGCCUGGCUCUACACCCACGUCGUCCCGUACUACCCACGCGCCAAGAUCACCACCAUCUCCGUCGGUAACGCCUUCACCGAUGUCUACCCUAACGCCGCCGAUAAUCUCCUCCCGGCGAUCUCCAAUAUCCAGAUCUCCCUCCGCGACCUCGGUAUCCGGAAAAUCGCCGUCUCCACUUCGUUCUCAUUCGUCACCGCCGUAACUUCCCCCUUCCCGCCGUCCUCCGCCACUUUCCAAGAUCCCGCCGGCGUUAACCUCAUGGGGCCGCUGCUGCAAUUCUUGAGCGAUACGAACUCCUCGUUCUUGAUCAACCUCUACCCGUACAAUCUCUACCGCCUCCGCCCGGAGAUUCCUCUCGGAAUCGCGCUGUUUCAAGAACACUCGUUCAACUUCCGGGAUGACGUCACCACCGGAGUUCGCUACAAGAACCUCUUCGACAUGAUGGUCGACGCUGUUGCUUCCGCCAUGGCCGUCGCUGGGUACGAGACGAUUCCGAUUAUCGUGACGGAGACUGGGUGGCCGAGCUCCGGCGCCGGCGAUGAGUUUGAUGCGAAUUUGGGGUAUGCUGAGACCUAUUUGAGGGGUUUGGUGAAUCAUCUGAGUUCUGGGUCGGGAACGCCUCUGUUGAAAGAUGGGGUUCGAGAGGUUUAUGUGUACGAGCUUUUUGACAGGGAAGGAGCAACAACGGGUCGUGAUUGGGGGCUUCUGAACCCGAAUGGUACUGCCAAGUACCACGUUGAUUUCUCUGCUGCUUCAUCAGGUUCUUCCAUUACAGUGGCUCUGGUAAUUUUCUGGAUUCUGGUUCAGUUGGUCUGUAAUGAAUAGUGGAAUCUACUGACACUGUUUCUUAGUUCAGGUUCUUUGAUUUCAUAGUUUUCUUUCAAUCUGAGCUUGUUGGUUCAUAGUGUCAAUUCAGAUAUGGUGUACAUUUUGUUCCAAUUUUAGGGAGCUGUAGAUAUUGACUUGUGUCAACACUUUUAGAUUCAGGGGUUAGUUGAGUAGCUAUAUACAUUGUUUGUAAUCAGAAAUUGCUAUGUGAAGAACAAAAGAGAAAGAUGUUGAUGAUGGUCUUAUUCUGUAGAGACCUAUGUCAAUUCAAUUGUAUUCAAUUCUGUAAAAAGAUCAAUAUAGAUAGAUACCCUGAAUAUUGAAU
Molecule: messenger RNA, 1631 nt
Organism: Lotus japonicus
Lineage: Eukaryota; Viridiplantae; Streptophyta; Magnoliopsida; Fabales; Fabaceae
Product: glucan endo-1,3-beta-glucosidase 12-like
Exons: 1
Coding region: 182-1303 (373 amino acids)
Biological process (GO): carbohydrate metabolic process
Cellular component (GO): plasma membrane
Molecular function (GO): hydrolase activity, hydrolyzing O-glycosyl compounds
Source: RefSeq, a predicted model, not a curated record